GUACGUUUCGUGUAUCGGUCGGUCUGUGACCCUGCAUGGUCAUCUCGAGUCUUUCGCACUCCCGCGUCGUCAAUGCUGGCCCCAGCUGGUCACCGACUCACACAGACUGGCACACUCACAUCAUCUCUGGUGUAGUAUGUAUCCUGUGUUGUUUGCCGGAUCAGCCAAUACUCGCAAGCAUCUGAAGUGCAGCCGCUCAGCGGUGUUGCUCUCACAUCACAGGGAUUGCAAUUGGGCACUCCGUUCGUACAGUACCUAUUGGUGCACUUUGUCGGAUCCUCCCCGACACUUUCAUCGUUCAGCCGCGACGUCGCGACCUGGGCUGCUCCUGUCUUGAAGCUUCCCUUCCCGCCAACUGAAGGGGUUUCCGCGGUCCCAGCUUGGCCGAAGCCGAAGAGAAUUUGGAAGCUCCACCGUUGCGAAGCUACCGCGGCCUCCUAGCAACCUCCACGCUUGUGCAACGACAUCAGCCUAGCAAGCAACGCUCCAGGAUUAUUCUGCAGGCGAGGCCCUUCUUAUUGCCUCUCAAUCCCUCAUGCUGACGAUCGUGCAAAGUCAAUCUUACGUAGGAGGUAGGACUGCCAAGUUGGACCACGAAACCCUCGCGAUAAGCUGGCUUGGGGACCACGGAGCAUGUCCUCAAAUUGCUUUUGCUACUACUACGACUCGGCCUGUACGCGGACAUGGUGGCAGCCACGCUGCGCUUAGUGCACUAAUGCUUGCUACCCCACUGGUCCACGGACAUGAUGCGGAGAUGGGACACUGCAUUCGUAUCAGUGAGGAUCAAGAAAGACUGGUGAAUGCGAGAUUCCGAAGACUUCCAACAAAACUCACGUUCAUCUGGUCCGCCAGUGGAACAUCCAGCGGCAUUGUGGUCAAUCUUUCGCUCAAGCCAUCUGAAGCUAUGGUACGCAGUGACCACCUGGAACGUCCACGAGAGUGACGAGAGACUCGUCGUCCUGCGUACAAGACGACGAGCUACAUGUAUUGCCACACAGCUCCCUGGCGCUCAGACUCAUUUUCAGCCACUGGUCCUGUGGUCCGUUUACGAACAGCAACUUCUGCGCCAUCCCCAGCCACGAGCCGUGCGCAACUUUCCUGCCCCGCUCUUCCCAAGCCGUACCAAUUAUGGACUACGUCCAACGUGCAAGUCGGACACCCCCC
Molecule: messenger RNA, 1164 nt
Organism: Sphaerulina musiva SO2202
Lineage: Eukaryota; Fungi; Ascomycota; Dothideomycetes; Mycosphaerellales; Mycosphaerellaceae
Exons: 1
Coding region: 536-943 (135 amino acids)
Source: RefSeq, a predicted model, not a curated record